Ostreococcus lucimarinus CCE9901 is the source of this 570-nucleotide messenger RNA. RefSeq lists its product with no specific name. Lineage: Eukaryota; Viridiplantae; Chlorophyta; Mamiellophyceae; Mamiellales; Bathycoccaceae. The record is from RefSeq and is a predicted model, not a curated record. The transcript has a single exon. The annotation marks the transcript as partial.
GUGGGAGGCGAAGCGAUCGAUGCGGGGGGGACGGAUUACGGAGAGAUGGCGCUCGAGGCGCUCAGGGACGCGCUGGCGAGCGAUGCGUUCGCGGGAGAGUAUGAUAUUUUUUCAUUUAAAGUGAACGCGUCGCGGCGACGCGUGUUGGCGAGCGUGGACAAGUUGAACGACAAGUACGGAUCACCGACGUUGGAUGAAUUGACGACGAUCGUCCGCGCGCAUAACGCGAUACUAGAUGAACGUGGAUUUCCGGAAGACGUCGCCGUGGAGUUGGCGAGUCCGGGGGCGAUGAGGAGUUUGCGCGUGCCGCGGGAACUGGAACGAUUUCGCGACCUCGUCAUGGACGUGACGUACAAGGAAGCGAUCGAGAACCCCGAGUCGACCUCAAACGUGACGAAGACGAUGGAAGUCACCGAUAUAUCGGACACGGAGGUCGAAUGGAAGCUCGCAGAUGUGCCGGCGAAUCGUCCAGCGAAGAAAGGACAAGGGAUGAACAAAAAAUCGCGCGAGUGGCGUCUGCGCAUGCCGCUCGACGCCGUCGUCAGGGCUAAUUUGUUCAUCGACAUUUGA